CAGAAACAUCAGUCUUAGAGAGUGAAAGGUUCCUGGGAAGGCUGAGAGUCCCUCUUCCCCUCUAGCCCAUGUGGGGCUGGAAUGAGAUCUUUUCCUGCAAGGAAGUCAUGGACAUCUUUCUCUGGCUACUUUUCUUCUUGCCAAUCUCAAAAACUCUGAAGCUGAAGCCCCUCGAAGAGAUAAAAUUGUCUGGAGAGUUGGGAGGAUCCAUCAACAUCAGGUGUCCAUUGAAGGACCCACAACUUAGGUAUUAUCUCUGUCGGGAGACUGAGCUUAGAAUGUGCUCCACAGUAGUGUCAAACACAAAAUUUGUGGCAGAGAAAUAUGAGAACAGAAUCUCGCUGACACUGUUUCCAGAGGAGAAAGUGUUCCUGGUAGAGCUGAGGAAGCUGAAAGAAGAGGACAAUGGCAGCUAUGCCUGUGGGAUGGGCAAGAAUACAGACAGGGGGAAGACCCUGAAAGUGAUUCUCACAGUCACUACUGUCUCAAAAACUCUGAAGCUGAAGCCCCUCGAAGAGAUAAAAUUGUCUGGAGAGUUGGAAGGAUCCAUCGACAUCAGGUGUCCAUUGAAGGACCCACAACUUAGGUAUUAUCUCUGUCGGGAGACUGAGCUUAGAAUGUGCUCCACAGUAGUGUCAAACACAAAAUUUGUGGCAGAGGAAUAUAAGAACAGAGUCUCACUGACACCGUUUCCAGAGGAGAAAGUGUUCCUGGUUGAGCUGAGGAAGCUGAAAGAAGAGGACAAUGGCAGCUAUGCCUGUGGGAUGGGCCAGUAUACAGACAGGGGGAAGACCAGGAAAGUGAUUCUCACAGUCACUACUGCAACAAGCACUUCAGCACAAAGGACCCAGUCAUGGCAAACCCAGCCACCCUUGAAGCCUUCUCCCACCAGCCCUGUCCUGCCUCAGAGAACCACCUUAGCAGCAGCAGCUCGCUCCCAGACCUCCCUCCCCUCUGUGACCUCAAAGGCUCUACAACUGAGCAGAUGGCUCAGGCCCUCCACUGUUAAUUAUUCUCAUCACACCUGGCUAAGGGGUGAAAGUGCCUUCUACUUUGGAUCAUUUCUGAAGAACAAUGAGGGAUUUCCCAUCCUGAUAUUGCUGGGUGUUAUGUUCAUGGUGCUCCUAGGUGUGGUGUUGGGAAGAUCAUUGAAGAAGAGGAGAGCUCUUCCCAAGAGGAUCAACAGACUGACAGUGAGGAUGAGUGCCCUGGAGGCUGCCCACAGAGCUCAUUCCCACCUGCACCACUCCCAGCAGAGGCACCUCCACCUGCCUGUCUCUAAUAGACUCCGUUCUCAACAAAACAUCUACAGUGCCUGCCCACGACAAGUUCAAAGAACCAACCAGAAUGGUGAGCAAAUGUCUGCCAGAGACACCGGAAUUGCAGAACCUUCUACUCCUACCCAGGUUUCAAAGAUUACUCAGCCCCAGGCGCCAGUGCCUGUGAAGAAUGACUCCAUGAGCACCUACCACCUUUGUCUUCCUGAGCCAGAAGACUCUGAUUCACACGACUACAUCAAUGUUCCCUGCUUGACUCAGUCGCCCAACUGCCCUCCAGGCCUGGGCUUCCAUGCCAACAAGGCUUGCUGCUGAGCCCUACUCAGAACUAACUCUGCUCAACACCUGGCACAUCCUGCAUGCCCUCCCCGGCUGUUUUCCCCAGGUGGAGGCAGGGGGCUCUGUCUUCCCUGAGCUUGCCCAUGCAUUCCCCAAAGCUUCUCCUGCUCGUCUCGGAAAAGCCACUUCUGUUCCACGGAAACUAGAAGUUAAUAAACA
Molecule: messenger RNA, 1775 nt
Organism: Dromiciops gliroides (monito del monte)
Lineage: Eukaryota; Metazoa; Chordata; Mammalia; Microbiotheria; Microbiotheriidae
Gene: FCMR
Product: Fc fragment of IgM receptor
Exons: 8
Coding region: 69-1592 (507 amino acids)
Cellular component (GO): plasma membrane
Molecular function (GO): transmembrane signaling receptor activity
Source: RefSeq, a predicted model, not a curated record